Molecule: messenger RNA, 621 nt
Organism: Schistosoma mattheei
Lineage: Eukaryota; Metazoa; Platyhelminthes; Trematoda; Strigeidida; Schistosomatidae
Source: the annotation of a GenBank genome assembly
AUGGCUAAUGGAAAUGGUGAAUUAGUAACCAUGGAUUUAGGUUCUCAUAGUUCAUGUUUAAGUAUGUUCAGUAUAAUGCCAUUUUUCCAAUGCCUUCGCGAUGGAUCUUGUCAACUUGGUGUUCGAGCUGAUCGCUCUUACUGGUUAGCUACCACAGAACCUCUUCCAAUGAUGCCACUAGAUGUAAGCGAAGUUACUCGAAGAGUUGCUCGGUGUGUUGUCUGUGAAGCACCAACACAACCUUAUGCUUUUCAUGCACAAGCAAAUCAACUUCAAGAAGUUAACUGUCCAGAAGGCUGGGCAAGACUUUGGGAUGGAUAUAGCUUUGUAAUGCAUAGUGUUGGAAGUACUGGUGGUGGUCAACAACUUUCAUCGCCUGGCAGCUGUCUUGAAUAUUUCAGUUAUUCUCCAUUAUUAGAAUGUAAUAAUGGUAUGAGUUUGUGCAAUUAUUGGUCAGAUGCAAAAGCUUAUUAUCUACGUCAUGUUAGUAAUAAUACAGAAUUUCAAAAACCAGUCGGUCAAUAUAUUACAGAUCAUUUACCAGAUGAAACUAAAGUACUACGUGAAAUAAGUCGAUGUCGCGUUUGUACUAAAUCUCGGUUCCAAUCAUAUUUUGUUUAG